UGGCCAUUAAGCCGUCUCACGAAUAGUUAUAAAGGGUUUUAUGGAGAGGAUAGAAAGGUAGAACACUGUAUUUGCCUGGGUACACAGAAGGCUAACCCUAUUCUGUUUCGAAGGGUCGCCCAACGUAAACGUGGAACAAAUAUCGUGAUUCAACAAAAUACUCACCUCUUAGUCACGCUACCGCUUAUUUACAAUGCGCAAAUCAGCGAUCUCUACAUUUUUUCGUGCUUUACCGGUCGCAAAGGAAACAAACUUCACCUCUAACUCUGUUACAACGAGUUUGUGACCUUGGAGAAUUGCCACGAGCAGAGAGAACCAUUUCGAUUUUGACACUUUCCUCGAUCUUCCCUGCGUUCUCUCGCUUUCGCUUAAAAUUUCAGGUGGUCUUCUGCUGUAAACCAUAAAGAUGCAUAGCAAACCAGGACAGAAAGAACCUAGCAUCUCGAUUAAGUUCGUAAGCGCCGGAUUAGCUGCUUCAGUGGCUGAAGCCGUCACAAUACCGAUCGACACAGCGAAAGUUCGACUUCAGAUCCAGGGUGAAAAUGCUGUCUUGGCAAAUGUUCAAAAUGGCGUAGCAACAGCAAAUUCUAAUGUCCAAUAUCGAGGAAUGAUAGGGUCCAUGAUAACUGUGGCAAAAACUGAUGGUUUUCGCUCGCUGUACAAAGGGCUUGUGCCUGGAAUUCACCGCCAACUUUGUUUUGCUAGCAUUAGAAUAGGACUCUAUGACACAGUCAAAAACUUCUAUGGAGAUGAUGAUGUCAACAAUCCUAAAGUCAUAAAGAAGAUCCUAGCCAGUUGCACAACAGGAGUGUUAGCUGUAUCUGUUGCUCAACCAACAGAAGUUGCUAAAGUAAGGUUUCAGGCCGAUGGUUCAAGAUUUGGGUCUAGCAAGGCCUUAGAUGCUUAUAUAUCAAUAUUCAAAAAUGAAGGACUCCGAGGACUAUGGAAAGGUGCCUUUGCAAAUAUGGCACGUCUUUCCACUGUGAAUGCUUCAGAACUGGUUGUGUAUGACAUGGUAAAAGGAUUCUUUCUGAGAAAGAAACUCAUGGAUGAUGAAUUCCCUCUGCAUUUUGUUUCUGCCUUUGGUGCUGGCUUUGCUACCACAGUGGUAGCAUCUCCUGUAGAUGUGGUGAAGACACGUUACAUGAAUUCCCCACAAAAUACUUACAAGAGUGCCAUCCACUGCGCCUAUAUGCUGCUGAAACACAAUGGGCCUCUAGCUUAUUAUAAAGGGUUCACACCAAACUUCACAAGGCUGGGAUUAUGGAAUAUUGUUAUGUUUAUGUGCUAUGAACAGUUGAAGAGGCUGUUUAGUUCUUUCUCUUCAGAACACUGAUGAUGGCUUUUUCCUAUUUAAACUGGAUACAUAUUUAUUAUGUAUUUCUAUGUUUUUCAUUUGGUGUCAUAAACGCAUUUUGACCAUUUUGCACUUGCUUAAUGAAUCUUCAGGAUUCCGAUUUUGAGCAUAAUAGGAAAGGGGAUUGGGUGUGCUAUAUAGCAAUAAUUUAGUGAAAUUGAAUCAUUUAAAUUGAGCAAUGAUUUUGACUCUAAUAGAGUUUGAUGCCGACUUUAAUUUGCAACAAGUGCAAAGAUGGGGAUGCAGCAGAUCAAUUACAUGUACUUGCACCAAGGGAUGUAAUAUCGAUUUCUUGCUCAUUUGCAAAGGAGCAAAAUGAAACACAUGGACACAGACGUGAACAUGUUGAGUUAAUGACAAGUUGCAAUGAAUGGGUUGGUUUCAAUCCAGAAAUUGUUGCAAAGGCCCAUUAUGUUAAGGUAUUUUAAAUACAUUUUAAGAGAAGGCUUCCAAGUCACAAAAUUCUUCAAAAGUUUAAGUAAGAAAUUUGCAGAAUAUUUUCUGUAACGUCAAUUUCAAUGAAUUUGCAAAUCAGAGACAAAAAAUUAUGACUUAAACUCCCAACAAACAUCUUGUUCAUUGAUUUCCAUUAUUGGUUAUAUAAAAAGUUGAUCUGCAUCCUCAACCAAUCAAUUUGAUUCAAACAAUGAUAUUAGCAAAUGUAGUAAAAAGGGUGGCAUGUGUUUAAAUACUGAAACUUGAUCAGUACAUUCAAGUAAUGUACUGUUAGUAUGUUAUAGGUGUACUUCUAUUUAGUCACCAAGUUUGCUUUUCAAUCCCUUUAUUAUGAUUUAUGGCUUUUAGAUUAGGAAGCAAUAGCACAAGUAAUUAAAAAGGUCAAUAACAGUCAGUUGGCUGCCAACUAAUGAACUACAACCUGCACUUUGAAAUUAGCAUAGGUUUGAUUAUAUUUGAUUUACUUUAUAUAUGUUAACCAAGUUGACAUUGUCAUCCCUCUUAAAGUAAUACUGAUACUGUUACAUUUCUUUCAAGAUAUGCUGGAAACUAUGCAACACAAAUGAGCAACAGUGGCCUGUUCUUGAAUGCUAAAUGAAUACAAGUGAAAGCUCUCUCACAAUCAGAAUUGUUGUAAAAUUUAAUAACCAUAUAUAAGCCUUUGUUAGGAGUUUGAGUAAUUUUUUUGACACAUAUGAACAGACAAUACAUUAACUUCUUCAUAUUUUAUCCAAGUGGCCUUAAAUCUGUGGAUAACCAAUUCCUAUUUUAAAAUCAAGGGUCAAUUAGAUACAAGGAGAAAUAGAAUAUUGUGAAGCACAGCAAGUGUCAACUAUUUUUACAAUCAGUUUAAACGCAUGAAAUAUAGUAUAAUAUAUUGUGGGUGUAAUUUUAUUCAGUCAUCAGCUUUGCUUUUCAAAAUCAAGGGUCAAUUAAAUACAAGGGAUGUUCAAAUAAAAUUUUGCA
Molecule: messenger RNA, 2779 nt
Organism: Pocillopora verrucosa
Lineage: Eukaryota; Metazoa; Cnidaria; Anthozoa; Scleractinia; Pocilloporidae
Product: dicarboxylate carrier SLC25A8
Biological process (GO): mitochondrial transmembrane transport; adaptive thermogenesis; response to cold
Molecular function (GO): oxidative phosphorylation uncoupler activity
Source: RefSeq, a predicted model, not a curated record